AUGGAUUUGCCCCCUGGACUGCCUAAUCAGAACAACAAAGUUUGUAGACUUUUAAAAAGUCUCUAUGGCCUUAAACAAGCAUCUAGACAAUGGUUUGAGAAAUUGUCUAACUCUCUUAUCACUUAUGGUUUCACUCAAGGAAAAUCUGAUUGCUCAUUGUUUAUUAAAAAGUCAGCAACUUCUUUCAUGGCAUUACUUGUUUAUGUUGAUAAUGUGUUGCUAGUAAGUGAUGAUUUGCAGCAAAUUCAGCUCUUGAAGAAGUUCUUACAUGAUCAAUUUACCAUUAAAGAUUUGGGACCAUUGAAAUAUUUUCUUGAUCUAGAAAUAGCAAGAUCAAAAACUGGUAUUUCACUUUGUCAACAAAAAUAUGCCUUGGACAUAUUACAAGACACUGAUCCAUCAGCAUAUAGGAGACUGGUUGGUAGAUUGUUAUACUUGACAAUCACCAGACCAGAUCUUGCCUAUUCUGUCCAAGUGUUAAGUCAGUUUUUAGCAAAACCAGCUGUCAGCCAUCACAAAGCAGCAAUGAGGGUCCUCAGAUAUCUAAAAGCUACACCAGGGCAUGGUUUGUUUUUCUCAUCAUCUUCAAAACUUCAUCUCAAAGCCUUCUUAGACAGUGAUUGGGCAGGCUGCAUCGACACCAGGAGAAGCAUAACAGGUUUUGCAAUAUUUUUGGGCAAUUCCCUAAUUUCAUGGAAGUCCAAAAAACAAGCCACAAUUAGUAGAUACUCUGCUGAAGCAAAGUAUCAAGCUCUUGCAGCUACAACAUGUGAGGUGCAAUGGUUGGUUUAUGCCUUGCAGGACUUGCAGAUUGAUCAUCAACAGCCCACAACUCUAUACAUAGAUAGCAAAUCAGUAAUGUCUAUUGCCACCAACUCAGUUCAGCAUGAGAGAACUAAGCAUAUACAAAUUGACUGUCACUUGGUUCAAGAGAAAUUGCAAGAGAAGCUUAUCAAACUGUUUUACAUUCCCUCUCGACUUCAGUUGGCAGACAUACUCACCAAGCCAUUGGGUUCAUUGCCUUUUUAUCACACUCUACGCAAGAUGAACAUUCUCAAUAUUCAUGUUCAUCUUGAGGGAGGGUGUUGGAGUAUAGCAUCCCAUAUAGAAAACAUGGAGUUAAAAUCCAAAGAAGGAAAGGCCAAGGCUAAAAUAGACAGUAUACAUUAG
Molecule: messenger RNA, 1170 nt
Organism: Juglans regia (Persian walnut)
Lineage: Eukaryota; Viridiplantae; Streptophyta; Magnoliopsida; Fagales; Juglandaceae
Exons: 2
Coding region: 1-1170 (389 amino acids)
Source: RefSeq, a predicted model, not a curated record